ACCUUCCUCUCCCAAACCCUCUCUCUCUCUCUCUCUCUCUCUCUCAGUGGCUUUGAAUUUUUGUUUGUGCGCGAGCAGUUUUUUCUCUUUUUUUUCGGCUCUCAGUUUCUGGGGCCUCUCUCAGACUACAAUUGACUUUCUGUGUGGAAGCUCUUCUCGGAGGAGCUUCACGACCUGGGGCGGAAUGGCGCGAAUGCCACUAAGCUCGACGCCCAUAGAGAUUGGGGUGGUCGGAGCUCUUCUUUCCAGCUGGUGGGACCAGAUCAACGACUCCACUAGGUGGCAGGACGGGAUCUUCUACACUCUCUGCGCAGCUUACGCCCUCGUCUCCUCAGUUGCCCUGAUUCAAUUAAUAAGGAUUGAGUUGAGAGUGCCUGAAUAUGGUUGGACAACGCAGAAAGUUUUCCAUCUCAUGAACUUCAUUGUUAAUGGAGUACGUGCAAUUGUGUUUGGAUUUCACACGCAAGUGUUUGUAUUGCACCCAAAGGUUCUAGUUUCGGUCUUAUUGGAUCUUCCAGGUCUUCUAUUUUUCUCUACAUACACACUCCUUGUCCUUUUUUGGGCAGAGAUAUAUCACCAGGCAAGAAGUCUACCAUCUGAUAAGCUCAGGAUUGUUUAUAUCUCAGUUAAUGCUGGAGUUUAUUUUAUACAGGUUUGCAUCUGGAUAUACAUUUGGAUCAAUGACAACAACGUUGUUGAAUUCAUUGGAAAGAUAUUUAUUGCAGCCGUGUCAAUUAUAGCUGCAUUAGGUUUCUUGCUAUACGGAGGAAGGUUAUUUUUCAUGUUGAGACGUUUUCCAAUUGAAUCAAAAGGAAGAAGGAAGAAGCUUCAUGAGGUUGGAUCUGUUACAGCUAUAUGUUUCACCUGCUUUCUUAUAAGAUGCUUUGUCGUCAUUUUAUCUGCUUUUGAUUCAGAUGCAUCACUUGAUGUCUUGGAUCAUCCUAUCUUAAACUUGAUUUACUACAUGUUGGUUGAAAUCCUGCCUUCGGCUCUAGUCCUCUACAUCCUGCGCAAGUUGCCUCCGAAGAGAAUAUCAGCCCAAUACCACCCCAUACGUUGACAGUGAUGCACACGAGUGAUUUUUUUUAGUGGGUUAGAUCCUAGCGGAGUUGAGCAGGAGGAGAGCCAAGAAGAAAAGAAAAUCCAGAUGUAGUAUUCUGGAUGGCUCAUGAUGCAGCUAUUCUUUUUUAUGUUUUUUCAUGUAUAUUUCUCAGCUGUUUGCAGCUUGCUGGUUGGGAUUCAUUUCUUCAAUUCUGCUUGGAUCAUUUGAAUUCAAGGCUGGUUAAAAGUGAUGUUUGGUCCACAGAUGGAAAAAGAGAAAGCUUUUUGUAAUUCUGGUGUUGUAGGUCUCAUUUUAGUAUGUGGUUUAGCCUUUAAUAAUCAUGGUGUUGUGGUGUGUGCUGAACGGUUAUUCGAAACAUAUUUAUUUGUUCCCUAUAUUUCAUUUCACACGAUAAUUGUAGUUGACUUUUAGGCAUUUAGUGUUGAAGCAUUGUAAAUUUGAAUUUAAUGCUUUUGAGUUGAGCCAUGAAUAAGGUUAUUAGAUUGAAAUGUAAUUUCUGUUUUGUUUAGUU
Molecule: messenger RNA, 1574 nt
Organism: Juglans regia (Persian walnut)
Lineage: Eukaryota; Viridiplantae; Streptophyta; Magnoliopsida; Fagales; Juglandaceae
Product: tobamovirus multiplication protein 1-like
Exons: 11
Coding region: 185-1060 (291 amino acids)
Cellular component (GO): plant-type vacuole membrane
Source: RefSeq, a predicted model, not a curated record